This is a messenger RNA of Brachypodium distachyon (stiff brome), 1877 nucleotides long. RefSeq names its product UDP-glycosyltransferase 88F4. Lineage: Eukaryota; Viridiplantae; Streptophyta; Magnoliopsida; Poales; Poaceae. The transcript has a single exon. The record is from RefSeq and is a predicted model, not a curated record. Gene Ontology annotation, molecular function: UDP-glycosyltransferase activity. The coding region runs from base 171 to 1586 and encodes 471 amino acids.
CCUGCUGCUUAUCGGCAACGACGAUGAAAACUCAGGCCAAAACAAAUAGACCUGUAGACCCUGCUAGUAGCCACAAGCCCACCAUAUAAUCUGAUGCCCAGCCUCUCCGUCAGGCAGAGAACACAACCAAGCAGGCAGAGAACACAGGCACACACACACGCAAAUACGCAAUGCAAAACACGGUCGUGCUGUACACAUGGAUGGUCAGGGGUCACCUCCACCCCAUGACGCAGUUCGCCAAUCACCUCGCCGGACACGGCGUUCCCGUCACCGUCGCCGUCGCCGAUGUUCCCUCUACAGGCAGCUCUGAUGAAACCAUUGCCCGCCUAUCUGCAUCCUACCCUUCUGUAUCCUUCCACCUGCUCCCGCCGGCAACAGCCCGUUCCGCGGACACGGCCGACCCCGACGCCGACCCUUUCAUCACCCUCAUCGCCGACCUGCGCGCCACCAACCCCGCCCUCCUUUCCUUCUUGAGGUCCCUCCCGUCUGUAAAGGCUCUCGUCGCAGACUUCUUCUGCGCGUACGGGCUAGAUCCCGCCGCAGAGCUCGGCGUCCCAGCCUACCUGUACUUCACCCUGUGCGCGUCGGCCCUUGCUACCUUCCUACAUAUCCCCAUCAUGCACUCCGAUGUCUCCUUUGGGGACAUGGGGCGUUCCUUGCUGCACUUCCCUGGAGUCCACCCAAUUCCGGCGACCGACUUGCCCGAAGUCCUGCAUGAUCGCGACAACAAGCAGUACAGUACAAUUCUUGGUCUCUUUGAGCAGCUGCCCAGAGCGACGGGCAUACUGUCGAACACCUUCGAGUGGCUGGAGACCCGCUCUGUCAAGGCUAUAAAAGAUGGGACUCCCCGCCCCGGCGAGUCCCUGCCGAGAUUGUUCUGCGUCGGUCCGUUGGUCGGCGAGGAGAGGGGAGGCAGCGAGAGGCAUGGAUGCCUAAGUUGGUUGGACAAGCAGGCGGACCGGAGUGUGAUCUUCCUCUGCUUCGGAAGCGCAAGCUCGGUGCCGGCGGAGCAGCUGAAGGAGAUCGCCGUGGGGCUAGAGAAGAGCGGCCACUCGUUCCUCUGGGCCAUGCGCGCGCCCGUUGCGCCGGACGCUGACUCGACGAAGCGGUUCGAGGGGCGGGGCGAGGCGGCGUUGGAGACGCUGCUCCCGGAGGGGUUCUUCGACAGGACGCGUGGGCGCGGGAUGAUCGUGUCGUCAUGGGCGCCGCAGGUGGAGGUGCUCCGGCACUCGGCGACCGGCGCGUUCGUGACGCACUGCGGCUGGAACUCGACGAUGGAGGCGGUCACGGCGGGGGUGCCGAUGGUGUGCUGGCCGAUGUACGCGGAGCAGAGGAUGAACAAGGUUUUCAUCGUGGAGGACAUGAAGCUUGGGGUGGUCAUGGACGGCUACGACGAGGGGCUGGUGAAAGCGGAGGAGGUGGAGGCGAAGGUGCGGCUGAUCAUGGCGUCCGAGACAGGGAAGGAGAUCAGGAUGAGGAUGGCGCUGGCGAAAGAGAUGGCCGCUGAUGCGCUGCAGAUUGGUGGGUCCUCCACCGAAGCAUUGCAUGACUUCUUCCGAAGUUUGAAGUUUACAACGCAGGAUUGAAGUUCACCCGGUAGUAUAUUACUUUGGGAAGGCCUGAAGGGGUUAAUAUCUUCUCCUAAUAGGGUCUUGGCCUCUUGGGCGAGAUUAGUAAGUUUUCUUUCUUGGUUGUAUUUGCAAUAAGCUGGCUGAUGCACUAGGGGCAUCUGGUACAAACAUGUAACAUGAAACCAGAAUUGUUUGUCCGGAUCCGGUUAUCCUCCUUUUCGAGAGAAAAAAAAAUUGUAUGGACGGACAGAGCUUCCUGUCUAUGUGGUUUGGCUUUCCGUAAUUUCACUUGGCAUAUGAAGUAAA